CAGUGGUCUAUGGUGGUCUUUGUGAUGCAUUUUCUACUGAUAGCAGCAGCUGCUGCACUGAGCCUGCUUUCAUCUGGGAGACACACGCUCGCUCACACACACCCAGGGGCCCGGGCGGCUGAGCACCCCAGCCGCGCCUCACUCCUCCUGGGCUCUGCAGAAGACUGGGAUCCAGCCUCCAUCCUCACGGCUGCCUUUCCCUGAGAGCCAGGCUAGCGAGCGAUUUCUGCCAGCCGAUGAAGUGAUUUAUGAGCAUUACACAGCCGCGGUUCCUGCCAUACAGGUCACUGAAGCAUCAGAAAUCAAGCCUCAAAAAUAGAAAAAACAGAAGUGGUGGGGAGAGCAGUUGCGCUUCCGCGUCCUCACGCAGAAACCCAGAGGGAGAGGGACGCAGGCAGAGCAGACAGCUGUGCUGCGGACUGGAGCAUGCCCAGGUUUCACCGCCGCUCACCUGCUCUUGCACCCCGAAAUCCAUAGCCAGGUGGGGAGGCAGAGGGAGACUCCCCUUUUUUGCAGAGCCGAUACCAGCUGUAUCUGGCGCAAGCAGGUGUCACAUGGGGAACCUUCUUAAAGUGUUGACUUAUAACGACCUUGAACAAGGCCCUAAUUUUUUCCUUGACUUUGAACAUGCUCAGCCCACAGAAGCCGAGACAGCUGUGUGGAACCAGGUCAACGCAGUGCUAGAGGAGGCACAGACAAUCCUGGCUGAACUGCAGUCCUACACGGGGGCUGGCCUGGAGAUUAGAGAGGCAAUCCAAAAUCCCAAUGACCUCCAGCUACAGGAGAAGGCCUGGAAUGCCGUGUGCCCUCUAGUGGCAAAGCUGAAACGCUUCUAUGAGUUCUCUCUUCGACUGGAGAAUGCUCUGCGCAGCUUGCUGGAAGCUCUGACCAGCCCACCCUAUGCCCCGACUCAGCACCUGGAGAGAGAACAAGCCCUAGCAAAGCAGUUUGCAGAAAUCCUACACUUCACCCUCACCUUCGAUGAGUUCAAGAUGACCAACCCUGCCAUCCAGAAUGAUUUUAGCUACUACAGAAGAACCCUCAGCCGAAAUCGCAUUAAUAAUUUACAGUUGGAUGCCGAGACUGAUGUUAACAAUGAAAUGGCCAACAGGAUGUCUCUCUUCUACGCAGAGGCCACACCUAUGCUUAAAACUCUAAGCAAUGCCACAACCAAGUUUGUUUCAGAGAACAAGACCCUCCCCAUUGAGGACACAACUGACUGUCUAAGCACCAUGGCCUGUGUUUGCAGGGUGAUGCUGGAGACCCCGGAAUACAGGAGCCGGUUCACUAACACUGAGACCCUUCUCUUCUGCAUGCGAGUGAUGGUUGGAGUCAUCAUCCUCUAUGAUCACGUUCACCCCGUUGGGGCUUUCGCAAAGACCUCCAAAAUCGAUAUGAAAGGAUGCAUCAAAGUCUUGAAAGAUCAGCCUUCAACCAGCACAGAGGGGCUCCUGAACGCACUGAGGUACACCACUCGGCACCUCAACGAUGACACCACAUCCAAGCAGAUCCGGGCCCUGCUGCAGUGAGCGCCUCGAGAGCGGUGGGAUAGGGGCGGGAUCUGUCCCGCUGGGGCCUGGAGGCUUCACUUAGAACUGUCAGCAGAAAAUUUUAAAAGUUGCCAUGUUGCUAUAAAUAACCAUGAUCAUAUUCCUCAUUUUGUAAAGAAAGGGAAAAAGUUUUU
Chelonoidis abingdonii (Abingdon island giant tortoise) is the source of this 1684-nucleotide messenger RNA. Its product is annotated as CYFIP-related Rac1 interactor A-like. The record is from RefSeq and is a predicted model, not a curated record. Lineage: Eukaryota; Metazoa; Chordata; Testudines; Testudinidae. Gene Ontology annotation, molecular function: small GTPase binding. Gene Ontology annotation, biological process: regulation of actin filament polymerization.